Messenger RNA from Coccidioides immitis RS, 633 nucleotides. RefSeq names its product signal peptidase complex catalytic subunit SEC11. The coding region runs from base 1 to 633 and encodes 210 amino acids. Gene Ontology annotation, molecular function: serine-type endopeptidase activity. The transcript is spliced from 2 exons. NCBI's taxonomy places the organism in Eukaryota, Fungi, Ascomycota, Eurotiomycetes, Onygenales, Onygenaceae. The record is from RefSeq and is a predicted model, not a curated record. Gene Ontology annotation, cellular component: membrane; signal peptidase complex.
AUGUUGGCCGGCCUCUCCCCACACCUCUCCAACCUCCGGCGGAGCCUCACGCAGGUGCUCAACUUCGCCCUCGUGCUCUCCACCGCCUUUAUGAUGUGGAAGGGCCUCUCGAUCUACACCAACUCCUCGUCGCCCAUCGUCGUGGUGCUUUCGGGUAGCAUGGAGCCCGCGUUCCAGAGAGGUGACUUGCUGUUCCUGUGGAAUCGGAGCCCGCGGGCGGAGGUGGGGGAGAUCGUGGUGUAUAAUGUGAGGGGAAAGGAUAUUCCGAUUGUGCAUCGGGUCGUGAGGGCGUUUGGGGACGAUGAGAAGAGUCCGAAGGAGACGAACGGACAGAAGAAGAAGAAGGUGAUGAGCUCGGGCAAGAAGGACAGUAUUGCGGCUGGGGCUCUUCACUCAGAUUCGGCGCUCGUUUCUCAUAGGAUUCUCACCAAGGGCGACAAUAAUAUUGCUGAUGAUACGGAGCUAUAUGCUCAAGGGCAGGAUUAUCUUGACCGGAAACUGGACUUGGUGGGCAGUGUACGCGGGUAUAUUCCCGCAAUUGGAUAUGUGACGAUUAUGCUGAGCGAGCAUCCAUGGCUGAAGACCGUGUUAUUGGGGAUUAUGGGCGCUAUGGUCAUUUUACAGCGAGAAUAG